Molecule: messenger RNA, 1797 nt
Organism: Heterobasidion irregulare TC 32-1
Lineage: Eukaryota; Fungi; Basidiomycota; Agaricomycetes; Russulales; Bondarzewiaceae
Gene: cyp41
Product: cytochrome P450 monooxygenase 41
Exons: 12
Coding region: 31-1797 (588 amino acids)
Molecular function (GO): oxidoreductase activity, acting on paired donors, with incorporation or reduction of molecular oxygen; heme binding; iron ion binding
Source: RefSeq, a predicted model, not a curated record
AGCGCAGUCAUAGCUCCUCCACCGGAAGCCAUGAAUCCGCGUUACUAUCGCGUCCGCAUCCUGCGGGACAUCGCCCGUGCAUGUCUCGUCCCUCAGCUAUUGGUCCUAGGUGUACUCUAUCUCACACAUUGGAGUCCAGCGCCCUUGCUUCGCACGCUUCUUCACUUGAUCGCCAUCCCUGUCGUCGGUGCCUCAAAGGUAUGGUAUUCUUCGUACAAAAAUGCGAGGAUAGCAGCAUCUCUUGGAGCCGUCCCCGUGCCAUGUGUACGAGGUAAAUGGCCAGGGAACCUAGACAUCGCGAUCAGACUCGUGCGUUCGAUAAAUGACGAUUAUCUCAGCAUAAAAGCUAUGGCCGAUCUUUUCGAUGAAUACGGGUCGAAUACUGUGAACACCAGAAUUCUCUGGGCGGACCAGUUCCUAUCGAAGAGUGACCAGAACAUCAGGUACAUGUUGAGCGGAGAGGGGUUUGAGUGGUUUGAAAAGGGCUAUUAUUGGCGCGAGCGCUUUGAGAGCUUUUUGGGAAACGGAAUUUUCAACAGGGACAAGCAGGAGUGGGCAAAUCACCGUGCCAUUGCUCGUCCAUGGUUCGCCAAGGAUCGCGUUUCAGACCUCAAUCUCUUUGAUCGGCACACCGCGCACACCUUCGACUUUAUAGCCUCCUUUUCCCAAUCGCAGCAAGCGUUCGAUAUUCAAGAUCUUUUGGGACGGUUCACCCUUGAUGUGUCUUCUGAGUUCCUGUUCGGCUCCUGCUUGAACACGUUGGACGGCGCGCUGCCUGUGGCCGGAAUGGCAAAGAUGGGCCCCAAAGGCAGCUCGAUUGACGAUGAAUUCGGUACCUUUGCAUGGGCAUUCGAGGAUCUGCAAUUGAAAACCGGUACACGCUCGAUAAUAGGGAAAUUCUGGCCGUUGCUGGAAUUAUUCAAAGACCAAACGACUGAGAGUAAUAAGAUCGUUCACGGAUAUUUGAAGGGUCUCGUCGAGAAUGCAUUAAAGGAGAAGGCUAGAGCUGGGACUCAGGGUGGCAGGAAAGAUGAGGAGAAGACGUUUUUGAGUCACUUGGUGGACAGCACUGAUGACGCCGAAGCCAUUCGCUUCCAGGUUCUUAAUAUGCUGCUAGCCGGGCGCGACACAACUGCGAUAACCCUCACUUUUGUCGUGUACUUCCUCACCAUUUAUCCUGAUAUCUCAGACCGCCUGCGAGAGGAGAUCCUUGAUGAAUAUGGCGUCGAUGGGCAACCUACUAUGGAUACGAUGAGGAAGCUCAAAUACUUGCGCGCUGUGAUCGACGAAACCUUGCGCUUUUUCCCGCCUGUUCCCGUCAAUCUGCGCAUCUCUGACUCCAACCCACACACGUAUCCCGCCUCUGAUUCGGACAACGCGCCCAAAUACUAUGUGCCGCCAAACACAGAGAUUCUUUAUAACACGGCUCUCAUGCAUCGCAGACCUGACCUGUGGGGUGACGAUGCCGAGGAAUUCAGGCCCGACAGAUGGCUCGAACCAGACGUGAUCAAGAAAGUGACCAACAACCCGUGGAUGUACAUCCCGUUCCAUGCAGGCCCUCGCGUGUGUCUAGGUCAGAACUUCGCGUAUAACGAAAUGUCGUUCUUCCUCGUUCGGUUGCUCCAGCGAUUCCACCGCUUCGAACUUGCGAGGGACGCACAGCCGCCAGCAUCGCUGCCCCCUGCAAACUGGAAGACUCUCAAGGGAAGGCCGGCGAUUGAGAAAGUUUGGCCGAGUAUUUCGAUCACACCAUACAUCAAGGGAGGCCUAUGGAUUCGAGCAAUCGCGGCUGAAUGA